Bactrocera neohumeralis is the source of this 551-nucleotide messenger RNA. Its product is annotated as putative nuclease HARBI1. The transcript is spliced from 2 exons. Lineage: Eukaryota; Metazoa; Arthropoda; Insecta; Diptera; Tephritidae. Bases 1 to 516 code for a protein of 171 amino acids. The record is from RefSeq and is a predicted model, not a curated record.
AUGAUAAUAAAAGCCGUUAACGGUCGGUUUGCUGGGGCGUGUCAUGAUUCACAUGUUUGGAAUUUGUCAAGCGAGCGCCAAGAUUUACAAACCAACUAUGUGAAUGGAGAAAUAGGAAUUCGCAUUCUUAGCGACUCUGGAUAUCCGCUUGAGCCAUGGCUUUUAACUCUAUACAGAAAUGCUGCUGAAAACUCUGCUGAAAAUUACUACAUUAUAAAAUUUUCAAAAGCCAGACCCCAUAUCGAACGAGUAUUUGGAGUAUUAAAAGCGCUUUUCCGAUGCCUUUUAGCUGCUAGAGAACUACAUUAUGCCCCAGAAAAAGUGGUGCAAAUUUUGAACGUAUGUUGUACUCUUCAUAAUAUUUGCACUCCUUUUAAUGAGGAAUCACGUGCCAAUAUAGCAAUAGAAGUUGAAAAAGUCGAUGUUAGUUAUACUGAAACCAUAGGAAAUGCGAAUGAAACCAAUAUUGCUAAACGUUUAAGGGAUCAAAUAAAAAACAGUAUGAGUACUUUAUAAACAUAUAACUCUAUUUAAUAAAGUAAACUUUUUAA